Galeopterus variegatus (Sunda flying lemur) is the source of this 156-nucleotide messenger RNA. Its product is annotated as putative zinc finger protein ENSP00000383733. The annotation marks the transcript as partial. Gene Ontology annotation, biological process: regulation of DNA-templated transcription. The record is from RefSeq and is a predicted model, not a curated record. NCBI's taxonomy places the organism in Eukaryota, Metazoa, Chordata, Mammalia, Dermoptera, Cynocephalidae. The transcript is spliced from 2 exons.
GAGGUGGUAUCAUUUGAAGAUGUGGCUGUGGACUUCACCUGGGAGGAGUGGCAGGACCUAAAUGAUGCUCAGAGGAAUUUGUAUAGGGAUGUGAUGUUGGAGACCUACAGCAACCUGGUGUCACUGAGUGAAGUUCAGCACUUGGGAGCGCAGCGG